Molecule: messenger RNA, 2653 nt
Organism: Callorhinus ursinus (northern fur seal)
Lineage: Eukaryota; Metazoa; Chordata; Mammalia; Carnivora; Otariidae
Gene: SKA1
Product: spindle and kinetochore associated complex subunit 1
Biological process (GO): regulation of microtubule polymerization or depolymerization; mitotic cell cycle; chromosome segregation
Cellular component (GO): spindle microtubule; outer kinetochore; mitotic spindle
Molecular function (GO): microtubule binding
Source: RefSeq, a predicted model, not a curated record
CUCCUUCGCUCUCGGGUUCGGAUGGAAAGGUGGAGACUCUGGGGAAAUCCAUUAUGACGAAUACUACAGCAUCCUUUCCCGUGAGAAACUCACGAUGUAGUUGGAAAGACGAUAUGAAAUCAAACAAUUUCAAUAAUUUUUUAAAGUACCAUCAAUAAUAGAGGAAUGCAAAGUUCAGAAAAAUUUGACUCGCUCUGAAAGAAGAUCAAGGAAGAUUACCCGCAGAGGCAAUUAUUGAGCUAAAUUUUGAAAGAUGAUCCGGAAUUAUUCGGAGGACAAAAAGCGUUCGUGGGUUGAAGAACAUUCCACACAGAAGAACAUCAUGAACAAAGACGUGGAGGUAUCAAACAACAUAUGUGAAUGACCAGUGGAAAUCAGAGAGAAGCCAUCGGGUGUGGCUUCCAAAAAAACUCUUUAAAGGUGGUGGCUCAGCUGAGGCUUAAAGGAUGGCCUCAGAUCUGGAACAAUUAUGCUCUCAUAUUAAUGAAAAGAUUGCCAACAUUAAAAGAACUCUGUCACUAAGGAAUUGUGGUCAGGAACCUACCUUGAAGACUACAUUAGAUAAAAUAGGAGAUGAAAUCAUUGUAGUAAAUGAACUUCUAAAUAAGUUGGAAUUGGAGAUUCAAUAUCAAGAACAAACCAACCAUUCACUCAAGGAACUCUGUGAAUCUCUUGAAGAGGAUUAUAAAGAUGUGGAGCAUCUCAAAGAAAACAUUCCUCCCCAUUUGCCUCAAGUAACAGUAAGCCAGAACUUUGCUAAUGUGUCAGAUCUUGACCCUGAAGAACCAGUCAAAGUUGAGGAAACUGUACCCGCAAAGAAGCCCCCAAAAGAACAAAGAAGUAUUAAAGAAAUGCCGUUUAUAACUUCUGAUGAAUUUAAUGGCAUUCCAGCGUACAUGAAAUCUCGCUUAACCUAUUGUCAAAUUAAUGAUGUUAUUAAAGAAAUCAACAAGGCGGUGGCCAGUAAAUAUAAAAUCCUACAUCAACCAAAAAAGUCAAUGAGUUCCGUGGCCAGAAAUCUCUAUCACAGAUUUAUUGAUGAAGAAACAAAGGAUACCAAAGGUCAUUAUUUCAUAGUGGAAGCUGACAUAAAGGAGUUCACAGCUUUGAAAGCUGACAAGCGGUUUCACGUGAUCCUGAAUAUCUUACGACACUGCCGGAGGCUCUCAGAGGUCCGAGGGGGGGGCCUUACCCGAUACGUUAUAACCUGAAGCACGUGGGUUUUUUUGAACUGGCUAACAAUAGGGUGUAGAGGCCACUCACAUAGUUUCCUUAUAUGUAAUUUCUUUAUAUAUAAGAUUUCUUUGGCUUCUUCAUUUUCUUUUCUAGCUUCCUAUAAAAACGAAACAUUUUAGUAAGUAAAGCAUAUAUAUUUUAAAAUUCACUUUCUUUCAGCACAUAUUUAACCCCCUACCACAUGAGCCUCUGGGCUAGGCAUAUAAUGGAACUAAAAAAUAUUCAUGGUUAGUUUUUGUGUUUAGUGACAGUGCUGUAGACCUCAGUAAGACAGAUACACAUGUGAUAAUGGAAGGAAAAGUUCAAGAAGAUAAGGUCAAGGGUACCCAGGCUUUUUUUUUUUUAAGUAGGCUCCACACCCAGCAUGGAGCUCAGCACGAGGCUUGAACUCACGACCCUGAGAGCAAGACCUGAGCUGAGAUGAAGAGUCAGACACUUACCCGAAUAAGCCACCCAGGUGCCCCAAUGAGACUCAGGCUCUGUAGAAUUAAAGGUCGUUAAUGUCAAAAUUCUAUCAAUGGCAUUUCAGUCUACAGGCAAAAGUUGGAUUUGUAGGCAGCCCUUCCAUGUAAUGAUUCUGCUUUCCCAUAUGUUGUUAGGGAACAGCUUACCUGAAAUGCAUUUGGUAUAAACCAAUCUAUAAACAUCAACCUGUAAUGAAAUUGUAAUAAAAAUAUACUGAGAUGAAAAAGAUAAUAACAUGUAAGCAGUUUGAUAGUUGUCAUGGAAAAUGGGUGGUUGGAUUGCAAGAAUUUAGGAUGUUUCUCUUGCGUGCUUAAGGAGACUGUCUGGCUAGGUGUGUUUUAGUCAGUGUUCUCCAGAGAUAUAGAACGAAGAGGAGAUAGAGAGAGAGAUUAUGACAAAUUGGUUAAGAAGUCCCCCGAUCUGCUGUCUGCAAGCUGGAGACCCAGGAAAGCCGUGUGUAAUUCAGUCCUGAGUCUGAGGGCCUGUGAAGCAGAGAAGAUGCGAUGUUGUUACUCAAGCAGUGAGGCAGGAAAAAAAGAAGUGAAUUCCUCCUUCCUUCACCUUUUGUUGUAUUCAGGUCGUCCAUGGAUUGGAUGAUGCCCACACACACUGGGGAGGGCAGUCUGCUGAGUCCACUGAUUGAAAUGCUAAUCCCUUCACCCUCACAGACACAUCCAGAAAUAAGGUUUAAUGUGGGCACCCUGUGGCCAGUCCAGGUGACACAUAAAGUUACCUAUCACAGUCUCUCUGCCAUUUGCUGGGCAGGUUGAUCCUUGGAGCCGAGGGAAAAAUCAUCUCCUAGGCCUGGUGGCCUGGUUAAUACUGUCACCAUGAGGACCACAGAACAUAUUUUGGGCACUACGUAUUAUCCCUUCUUCCUCCCUAAUUUAAAUUCAGAUGUGUUUAAUUUUUCAUGUCUUGCUUUAAAUAAGAAUAAUGGCAUUGUCCUUUA